AUGACGAUUGAAGAGGAUCAACAACUCAGUAAUUCUGAGUAUUGGGAUAGCCGCUAUGUCACUUCCAACGGCGAUGACCCCACGCACGAGUGGUUUCGUUCAUUUGAGCAUCUUUUGCCAUUUCUAGGAAAGAAUCUUCUCGAGCAACCAGGUCGCACAGCCCAGGACAACCCGAAAAUUCUUCAUCUAGGCUCUGGAGACAGUGUCGUCCCUGCUGAACUCGCUGGACGCGGCUACCAAAACCAGCUUUGCGUCGACUUUUCCCCUGUGGUGGUGGACAUGAUGACCGACAGACACAAAGAUAUUGCUGGAAUUGAGUGGCAGAGAGUCGAUGUUCGCGACAUGCCGACAGUUGACACCGGCUCUAUUGACGUUGCGUUUGACAAGGGAACUUUGGAUGCUAUGAUUUAUGGCAGUCCUUGGAGUCCACCCGAUGAGGUGAAAGAAAACACAAGCAGAUACCUCAAAGAAGUCCACCGUGCGAUGAAAAAUGACGGGGUAUUUCUUUACAUCACAUUUCGGCAGCCACACUUUAUGAAAUUACUCCUGAACCCGGAUAACAUUUGGGAUAUGGAGAUGGAGGUUUUAGGAGACGGUGGAACAUUUGAUUACUACGGAUACGUCAUCAAAAAGUCGAAACCUCAAUAG
Molecule: messenger RNA, 648 nt
Organism: Fusarium poae
Lineage: Eukaryota; Fungi; Ascomycota; Sordariomycetes; Hypocreales; Nectriaceae
Exons: 3
Coding region: 1-648 (215 amino acids)
Molecular function (GO): S-adenosylmethionine-dependent methyltransferase activity
Source: RefSeq, a predicted model, not a curated record